AUGGAGUCGCCACACAAAGAACGGUUCGAGGCGCUCUUGGACUGGGCCCAUAAGCACGGCGCAAGUCUGCACCCUUUGCUUGAGGUGUACGAGGACGAGGUCACAGGGUUUUCGCUACGCGUCAAGCCAUCGGCCACUGAAUUACUAGGAAGUGGCUUCAAGGCCGUCUCCUGCCCGACCUCCAUCACACUCUCUUACCUCAACGCUCUCACUGACGGACCCAUUACACCGUCUUCAACGACGCUGGCUCCCAACACUGAAAAUCCUGCAUUUCCGGAGCGUUUCAUGAACUCCCUCCCGCCCCACGUCAUCGGCCGCUUCUACCUGAUUCAGCAAUACCUCAAGGGCAAGUCCUCAUUCUGGGCGCCCUACAUCUCCACCCUGGCCGACCCCAGCCAGCUUGACAAGUGGGCACUGCCUCCCUUCUGGGCCGAAGACGACAUCGAACUGCUCAAGGGCACCAACGCUUAUGUCGCCAUCCAGGAGAUUCAAAGCAACGUCAAAUCCGAGUACAAACAGGCGCGCAAGAUCCUUAAAAAGGAAGGCUUCCCCGACUACCGUGAUUACACGCAGGUGCUCUACAAUUGGGCGUACUGCAUGUUUACCAGCCGCAGCUUUAGGCCUUCGUUGGUCCUGUCGGAGUCGGCGAGGGAGUACGUCGAGCGGCUGCUGCCGGAGGGAUCAAAGAUUGACGACUUCUCCAUCUUGCAGCCCCUGUAUGACAUUGGCAAUCACUCCUGGGAUGCCUCGUAUACAUGGAACCUUACUUCAGAGCCAAGCGCGUGCGAACUGAUCUGCAACGAUAGCUAUGGCCCCGGUCAACAGGUUUUCAACAAUUACGGGUUCAAGACGAACAGCGAGUUGUUGCUAGGCUAUGGCUUUAUCAUUAACCCCAAAGACCUCUCUGCUGGUGUCAAGAACCAAGAGACAUGGAGGCCGCAUAACGAUUAUAUCCAUGUGCGAAAGAGGCAACAUCAGGGCGAUACGCAGGGCAAGGGCGGCGAGCCGCAGGAUUUCUUAAUCUGUCGCGAGGACUUCUGGGAGGGCUAUUCCUGUAGGAAUCGCAUGGGAUCUGAUUUUGUGCCCAACGCGCUUCAUUAUCAGCCGCAUUUCAGCCACUGGGAUGGCAGGCUUAUCAAUGACAUGGUGUCGAUGAUGGCUACCCCGAAGCAGUGGGAGUUGUUUAAGAAAUUGCCAGAUCAUAGCCUCGGCGAUGGCUCUCUUGGGGAGGAGCUGGACCCGUUAGUGGACAUGCUAAAAGCUACAUUGGCGCAGAAGAUUGAGAGGGACUUUGUCGAGUUCUGUUAUGGCAGGCCGAACGGAGGAGAAGAGUGGGAGCCGGAAACUGAGCGACAGGACUUGGUGCGACGGUACAGGGAUGGAUAUGAGAUGGUUUUUGUCAACGUGCUGAAGGCAUUCAAGUAUUCCGAGGAACAAAUCAUGGCGCUUAAGGCGGCAGCGCAGGAGGAGGUGGGAGACGAAGAGGAGGAUGAGGAGAUGGAGGAUGGCAACUGA
Molecule: messenger RNA, 1515 nt
Organism: Neurospora tetrasperma FGSC 2508
Lineage: Eukaryota; Fungi; Ascomycota; Sordariomycetes; Sordariales; Sordariaceae
Exons: 1
Coding region: 1-1515 (504 amino acids)
Biological process (GO): peptidyl-lysine monomethylation
Cellular component (GO): nucleus
Molecular function (GO): protein-lysine N-methyltransferase activity
Source: RefSeq, a predicted model, not a curated record